Messenger RNA from Balearica regulorum gibbericeps (East African grey crowned-crane), 428 nucleotides. Lineage: Eukaryota; Metazoa; Chordata; Aves; Gruiformes; Gruidae. The record is from RefSeq and is a predicted model, not a curated record.
UUGCUUUCCUGUCAAAGCCUCAAGGCCUGGUUACACCCAAGAAAAAAGGGAACGGGAAUAAAAGAAGAAAAGGCAAAGGCCAGGGGAAGAAGAGAGACCCAUGCCUGCGGAAGUACAAGGAUUUCUGUAUUCACGGCGAAUGCAAAUACAUCCGAGAGCUGGGAGCUCCCUCCUGCAUAUGCCAGCCCGGGUAUCACGGAGAGAGAUGCCACGGCCUCUCGCUGCCUGUGGAGCACCCCCCCAGCGCGUACGACCACACGACGGCACUGGCUGUCAUUGCUGUUGUCCUGUCCUCCCUGUGUCUCGUCAUCAUCGCAGCUCUGCUGAUGCUCAGGUGUCACAAGAGGGGUGUCUACGAUGUAGAAAACGAAGAGAAAAUCAAGCUGGGCAUCACUGUGAAUCACUGAGGAUGCCGGGUGCUGGCAAGG